UGACCUUUUUGAUAUGGAUAUAUAAGACGACAUCGCCGUUCUAUCGCCGUUCACUGAUUUUUCUAUCAAAGCCAUGAAAGUCUUCCUCCUUUUGGCCGUCGUCGUUGGAUAUGUAGCAGCCGAGUCCUGCCGAAGUGAUGGCGACUGUUCACAUACACAGUGUGACAGCACCAGUCAGCUUCACUGCGUCCACGGGAUCUGCACGUGCACGGAUUCCUCUGAACACAGAUGUACAUCUUUGACGGAUUGUCAACGAGUUAACAACUGGAACUGUCCUUUGUCCAGGCGCCACUGUAUUGAUGGAGAAUGCAGAUGUACAAGACUCUAAAUAAAUACUCGAAAAUCAA
Molecule: messenger RNA, 347 nt
Organism: Saccostrea cuccullata (small rock oyster)
Lineage: Eukaryota; Metazoa; Mollusca; Bivalvia; Ostreida; Ostreidae
Product: serine protease inhibitor Cvsi-2-like
Exons: 3
Coding region: 74-328 (84 amino acids)
Source: RefSeq, a predicted model, not a curated record